Messenger RNA from Aspergillus ruber CBS 135680, 1270 nucleotides. RefSeq lists its product as uncharacterized. The transcript has a single exon. Lineage: Eukaryota; Fungi; Ascomycota; Eurotiomycetes; Eurotiales; Aspergillaceae. The record is from RefSeq and is a predicted model, not a curated record. Bases 325 to 1092 code for a protein of 255 amino acids.
UGUGAUUGGCCAUGUGGGCGAGAGAUACGCUAACUGUAUUUGGAUAUUGUAUGCCUUGACCACGGGGCAUCAAUCACUAACUAUAGUAGUUAACUACCUGAUCUAAGCAAAUAGAGAAGGCACGAUGUAUAGGCAUUCCAGUCAGUAUUCUCGUAAACAAACCCCCAACCAGAACACCAGACGUCAUUCUCUAUAAAAGAGAUUACAUCGAUAUCCCAGCACGUCACCUGUCACUCGUUCAAACCAAGUAACUCUUGUCAUACCUUGUCUCAAAAGCCAUUCUCGCCUCGAACUCCAUCUCGCCCACAUUUCAUCACCACCAACAUGGGCCACAAAGCCUCCGUCAUCCACGGCGUCAGAUCGGAAGACUACUAUAAGCCCGGCAAUGCAAUCAACGAGAUCUGGAUCGGUCACCUCGAACUCAUCUCUCGCCUCCCGUUCGGAGACUCCGAUAUGGGCCAGGCUGGAUGGCCGGCGGGCGGUUUCCCCAAGAUUCCCUGGCAUAACUUUAUCAUUCCUUUGAAACGCCGGGGGCUCGUUGAGGCGGACGGAAAGGAUCUAUAUUCUGAAAGACUGGCGGGAGGGGACCGGUCGGGAGAUCGGAGUGAUGUUGAUCUUGCGUCCCAGGCUACUUCCCUAGUACCGGCUUUGGCUAUGUUGUCCCUCGUCGUCCUUGCGUUUGGUCUUCCGGUGGUUUUGAGACGGUAUACUCUACCAUUCAACCGGAUCCGUGGGAAUGGGAUAGAAAAGUGCAAGCAGCGCAGGGAUGGAUACGCUAUACGGACAUGUAUCGCUAUUAUCUCCCUCGUUACGGGCUUGUUACUUUGUCUGCUUAUUUUCCAAGCCCUGACAGAUGCUGAACAGCCGGGGAUACUCAAUAAUUCGGUCAUGGUGUUUGUGCAGGUGGUAGCAGUCGUUGCGGUUGGUGUUGGUUUCUGUUAUUCCGUUAGGGCAGCGUAUUCGCUUUGGGUGGAUUGGAAGGACGUUUCUUGUUGGAUUGGGGAGGAUGAUGUUGUUUCCGAGGGUGUUAUGAUAGAGGAGAAUCUUCCGAUGAUUGUGUCUUCCUGGAUGGAGCGGCAGCAUCGGCCUUGAUUGAAAUUAUUGCUUGGAUUCUGUUGACGAUUUUAUGUCACGAUUCAUUUCCUAUUUCUAUGAUAUCCUUAGCGCAGCGUGUCUAUAAUACUCCAAAUAUACAGGCGGAGCCAGUCCGAUUGCAUCAAUAAUAUCGUACAAACCAUUCAUAUACCAUUCAUAUAUACAAUCCAAGCCU